AUGGUGCCGCCGCCUCCGAGCCGGGGAGGAGCGGCAAGGGGACAGCUGGGCAAGAGCCUGGGUCCGCUGCUCCUGCUCCUAGCGUUGGGAGACACGUGGAGCUACCGCGAGGAGCCUGAGAACAGCGACAGAGAAGUCUGCUCGGAAAACAAAAUCGCUACGACCAAAUACCCGUGUCUGAAGGCUUCGGGCGAGCUCACCACGUGUUUCAGGAAAAAGUGCUGCAAAGGGUAUAAGUUUGUUCUUGGACAAUGCAUCCCAGAAGAUUAUGACGUGUGUGCCGAGGCCCCCUGUGAACAGCAGUGCACAGAUAACUUCGGCCGCGUGCUGUGCACCUGUUACCCUGGAUACCGCUAUGACCGCGACAGGCACCGGAGGCGGGAGAAGCCCUACUGCCUGGAUAUCGACGAGUGUGCCACCAGCAACGAGACCCUGUGUGCACACAUCUGCAUCAACACCCUGGGCAGCUACCGCUGUGAAUGCCGGGAGGGCUACAUCCAGGAGGACGACGGGAGGACGUGCACCAAGGGAGACAAGUACCCCAACGACACUGGGCACGACGAGAAGGCCGAGAAUGCGGUGAGGGCCGGCACCUGCUGUGCUUCGUGCAAGGAGUUUCACCAGAUGAAGCAGACCGUGCUGCAGCUGAAGCAAAAGAUCUCCCUGCUCCCCAACAGUGCUGCAGACCUGGGCAAGCACAAUGCUGGCGACAAGGCGCUGGCCUCCAACACCUACCUCCCAGGACCUCCUGGCCUGCCAGGGGGCCAGGGCCCUCCUGGCUCGCCGGGACCCAAGGGCAGCCCCGGCUUCCCCGGUACGCCAGGCCCUCCUGGGCAGCCCGGCCCCCGGGGCUCCAUGGGGCCCAUGGGGCCAUCUCCGGAUCUGUCCCACGUUAAGCAAGGCCGGAGGGGGCCUGUGGGCCCACCAGGGGCUCCGGGAAGAGAUGGCUCCAAGGGGGAGAGGGGAUCACCUGGACCCCGAGGGUCUCCGGGACCCCCUGGUUCUUUCGACUUCCUGCUGCUGAUCCUGGCCGACAUCCGCAACGACAUCGCAGAGCUACAGGAGCAGGUGUUCCGCCACCAGCCUUACUCUUCGGCCGAGGACUUCCCCUUGCCUCAGGAAUUCGCCGGCUCCCCGGAGACCAUGGACUUGGGCUCUGGAGACGACUACCAGAAGGGGACCGACACAAGAGACUUGGGGACCCCCAGAGACUUUUAUCCGUAG
Molossus molossus (Pallas's mastiff bat) is the source of this 1224-nucleotide messenger RNA. RefSeq names its product collagen and calcium binding EGF domains 1 (gene CCBE1). The record is from RefSeq and is a predicted model, not a curated record. NCBI's taxonomy places the organism in Eukaryota, Metazoa, Chordata, Mammalia, Chiroptera, Molossidae. The transcript has 11 exons. Gene Ontology annotation, molecular function: calcium ion binding. Bases 1 to 1224 code for a protein of 407 amino acids.